Anneissia japonica is the source of this 872-nucleotide messenger RNA. RefSeq lists its product as uncharacterized. The record is from RefSeq and is a predicted model, not a curated record. Lineage: Eukaryota; Metazoa; Echinodermata; Crinoidea; Comatulida; Comatulidae. The transcript is spliced from 4 exons. The annotation marks the transcript as partial.
CAAGAAGUACUUUUCUAAUUCUGACACUAAUAACAUAUAUUUUUACAGGUUUCAAUACCUUCGCUACAUAUCUCACUUGGGAUAUUUAAGAAACUGUUCGAUAUUUUAGAAAGAGAUGUCCACGAUAUUGACUGUCAAAUAUUUUAUUUGCGACAGAGGACUCUUGAUCCAACUAGUAGGUAUGUUUUCAAACAUGUUAUGUACACUCCUUGAGAAUAGUAUGCAUUCCAAAAUACUGUACUUAGAUAGAUUUGUAUUCUUUUUCAGGUGAUCAUGAAUUGACAGACUUCGAAACAGCCAUUUCAGAGGCCGCCACAAUGAGAAACAACAGUAUUACUGAAAUCAGAUCCUUGAAUGACGCUAUUGAGCAGAUGCGGGAUGAACUCCCGUUAUCAAUCCUUGCUAAUAGUGAUGUAAUGUCCAACAAAGUAGCAGACAUCUGCUACGAAAUUGCUGUGAAAGAACAGAAGGUGAAAGACUUGGAAAAUCAUAUAGAUCAAGAGCUGAAAUUCGCAAGUGGCCCCUUGGCAACAAGUAUGGAUGAUGUUUUGCAUGCUAAUAAAAUACCAAGACAACAAUAUCAUGGGAAAAGCUUCGUUGGAAAUCAUGUUCACAAAGCCUGCAAGAUUAACAUCAUUGACAAAUUGAUGACUGGUAUGAACUCUGCCCUUAAAAAUGAUCUAGAAGAAUGCCCGAUCAGCUCAGCAAAAAUUCUAAACACAGCAUUAGAAAAAAUAAAAAAGAAGCACACACCAGUUUUUGAAACAUUUGCUAAGGUACACACGUUAAUAAACCACACACGACCUGUUAAUCCAACUGAACUGAGAGAAUAUGAGUCGGCAAUCACAGAUUUUUCAAGAGAGUAUCGAAAA